AUGGUCGCCCCUACUCUCAUCGACUGCUGGCAUGUCCGCGAUCUUGCCAGGUUCCGCGCCAUCCUCAAGGGUGGCCCGGAUAGGGCCGCCGCCCACACCCUCAGCGGUUCCGGCAGCAUCGGCGCACAGCUAUCAAAGUCGCCCCACGGCUCGGCCCACAACGGCUUCAACGGCCCAUGCCCGCCCCACGAGGUCAACCGCAGAGACCUCCUAGGCCGCUCCGCCCUCCAUCUCAUCGCAUCCAGCCAGGAGCCCGCAAGCGUAGACUACCUCCACGCCCUCCUCGCACACCCCAGCCUCAACGUCAACCUCCAGGACGCAGAAAACGGCUGGACCGCACUCCACCGCGCACUCUACUCGGCAAACCUCAUCACCGCACUCAUCCUCCUCCGCCGCACCGACACCGACACCCGCAUAAAGGACCUCGAGGGCCUCACCCCCUUUGACCUCUACAACUCCACCGUCGCAGGCACCAACCCGCUCCACGAGGCCCUCAGCUGGGACUCUUCCACCAACAUAAAGGGCCGCACCCUCUGCCAGCUCUACUCGUGGGGAUCCAACCGCAACUUCACCCUCGGCCUCGGCGAUGGCGACGACCGCCAGCUGCCCGACCGCGUCAACCUGCGCAGGGAGGCAGACGAGUGGGAAAGGUCCCAGCAGGCGCUUGCGGCGGGCAAGAGGUUCGACCGCAUCGGAGUGCGCGACGUCGUCAUGGGCAGGAUGCACACCGUCAUCCUCACCGACGAGAGGGCGUCCAACGUGUGGAUCUGCGGAAUCGGCGGAAACGGCCGCCUCGGCAAGGCGCCCCAGACGCAGCCCCGCCUCGAGCCGCUGCACGACUUCCGCGAGACGGCACGCAGCGUCGCCGUCGCACAGGACCACACCAUCAUCGUCACCAUGUCCGGCGCCGCCUACACCUUUGGCCUCAACCGCUUCCAGCAGCUCGGCUACACCGUCGAACAGGGCCAGGGCUAUGUCGCCUCCAGCUCCGGAUCCGGAGCCUUCCGCGGCGCCGCCUUCGGAGCGGCGGGCUCCACCGCCCCUACUGCUGCCGCCGCCGGCGAGCUCGACGUGCAGAUCUCGCCGCGCAAGGUCGCCGGCGUGCUCAAAAAGGAGACGGUGCUCGGCGCGGCGGCCAGCAAGCUCCACUCGGUCGUCUUCACCACCGACGGCCUCUAUACAUGGGGCACCAACACGGGCCAGCUCGGCUACGACCGGGGCGGAACCCCCGUGCAGGUGCUGCCCCGGAGGGUGACGGGCCUCGCCGCCGGCACAGGGAUCAAGCAGGUGGCGGCGACCGAGUUCGGCACCGCGUGUCUGCUCGACAGCUGGGACGUCGUCCUCUUCCACAACGACACCCACUACCGGAUCAACUUCCCCCUCUCGCGCUUCUCGAGCGACAUCUCCGUCUUCCGCCCGCGCCAGGUGCAGCCCAAGUCGUGGAUCACCAAGCUGACCAGCAGCGGCAACACGUUCGCCGCGCUCAGCGACAUGGGCGACCUGUUUACGUUCAACCUCGAGCACCCUUCCGAGUACGGCGGGGCCGGCGGCGGCCGCGGAGGUGGGGGCGGAGGGGCUGCUUCGGGCCAUCAGGGCAAGAUGGCGGCGGCCCAGUCUGCGCCCCGACCGCAGCUGGUCUGGUCGGUCCGCAAGAAGUUCACCGCGGUCCGCGACGUGGCCAUCGGAUCCGACGGGUCCAUCAUCCUCUGCACCGAGAGCGGCCACGUCUACGUUCGCUCUCGCAAGGGCGAUGGCACGACCAAGGCCGCCGGCAAGAGCUUCAAGUUCCAGGCGGUGCCCUACCUGCAGCGGGUGGUCAAGGUGGCCAUCAACGAGACCGGCGGGCUUGCCGCCAUCAAGGUUGAUCCGCCGCUGCCAGAAGUCAGGAUGAAGGGUCGGACGAUUGAAGAGGCGCUGCGUGAUCUGCUGCCGCACCUCAAGGUGCGCUCCAUCACCGAAGACGGCGAAAAGGAGCAAGGGAUCAGCGCCGAGAUGGUCGAGAUCCACGAGGCGCGCAGCGAUGCUGGGUCGUCGGACGACGACAGCGACAGCGAUGCCGACUCCGACCAUGGCAGGGGUCACGGCCGGGCCACCAAGCGAACGGCUCACGACCGACACGUGCACGCCGCGCUUCUACUCGCGGAGGCGGCCAAGAGGUGGACCGCCGCGGGGAGCAGUGGCAGCCGUGCAGCCGCCGCAGAUGGCGACGCGGCCCAGCCGUCCUCGCAGCCGGGACGUGGGUACUAUGGCCCGCACAACCUGAAGCCGCCGUUCGGCUGCGACGCCUUCCUCAUCGCCGGCAACUGGUACCUGCCGGUCCACCGCGUCGUGCUGGCGGCGCGAAUCCCUGCGCUCCGCCAGGCGCUGGCCAACCCGGCCGCCAAGGUGCGGCUGCCGGACGGCGUGCAGGUCAAGAAGCUCAGCGACGCCGUCGCGUCCAUCGUGCUGCCGGCCUGCAGCUUCGGCACCGCGCUCUUCUUCCUCCACUGCGUCUACAGCGACAGCUUGCCGCCCGUCUGGACCCCGAGCAUCGGCAUCCUGGUCGACAAGGCGCUCAAGGCGGCCAAGAUCGACCGGAUGCAGGUGCAAAAGCAGCUGCUGCAGCUUGCCGAGCUGCUCGGCCUCUCGGUGCUCGAGUCGGCCAUCCGCUCGCCCAUCCUCCACGCCCUGACCGGCACGCUGCGCGACGAUAUGCUCGGCUUCUUUGCCGCGCAUGUCGAUGUGGCAGACGUCGAGGCCUCGCCCUUCCGCGAUGUCGAGAUCGAGCUCGAGGACCGCGUGGUGCCGGCCCACUCGGCCAUCCUGCGCCGGUCGCCGUUCUUCAGCGCCCUCUUCCAACCGCAGUGGACCGCGACGCGCUGGAACAGCCGCAACAUCAUCCGGAUCGACAUGCGGCACCUGCGCUGGGAAGUGGCACGCAUCGUGCUGAUGCACCUCUAUACCGACAUCGGCGAGGCGCUCUUCCGCGGCACCGAUACCGACCGCACCAUGGAGCAGUUUAUGGACUUUGUCGUCGAGGUCAUGGCGGCGUCCAACGAGCUGCUCCUCGACAAGCUCAAGCUCGUCUGCGGAUCGCUGCUCCGCAACCGUGUCCUUAGCCAGAACGUUGGCGCCGUCAUGACCGAGGCCGGCUUCUACGAAGCGGCCCAGCUCAAGGAGAUUACGAUGGACUACUGCACCAAGAACCUCGAGUCGCUGCUCGAGAGCGGCAUGCUCGUCGAGCUCGAGCACAAGAUGCUGCGCGAGCUGACCGCCUUCCUCCGGCGCCGGCAGGACGAGAAGAUGCGGCGCACCCUGGCCCAGGACAGCGUCCUGGCCCUCGUCGAAAAGCACCGCGAGUACUACGACGAUCUCGACAUCCCGCCGCCAAGCCUCCACCUGAUCACCAACAAGGUCCAGCCGAAAAAGGGCCCGACCCAGGUUCAGCUGCUGUCGCCUCGUCUCGCACCAGCCGAUCGCCGGAGGUCGCCCGCGAACGGCCGUGGCUCGUCGCCGCCGACCAGCAGCCCGGACCUGCGCCCGGUUGGCGAGGCGUCUGGCAAGAACGCACCGGGCGGCUCGGAUCCAGCGAUGAUGUUCUCGAUGGACGACGAAGAGGGCGAGCCGCGGUCCGCGCGCAGCGGGUCUGCAGGCUCGCCGUGGGCCACCCUGCCGAACGUCGCGCAGCUCAGCCUCGACGAGGUUGCACCCGCUCCCGCGGCACCAAGCGCAGCCGCACAGCCGUGGCGAGCCAGGACGGUCGAGGCCGAAAAGAGGGCGCAGAGCACCGAGUCGAGCCCGUCGCUGCGAGCCACCCGGCCCCCGGAGGGCGCCUCGGAUCUGCGGAGCAUCAUGAUGUCGCAAGAGCAGCAGCAGCAGCAGCAGACCCUCCGACGAUCGACGGCCGCAUCGCCGUCGACGUCGGGCACUUCCACGCCAAACCCGUCCGCUCGACCGACGGUCACGGCGGGCGGCUUCGACAUCACACCGCUGUCGCUGGCUUCGGCCAAGAUGUCGCAAAAGGACCGCAAGAGGCUCCAGCAGCAGCAACAACAACAGCAACAGCAGCAGACCGCCUCUGCCGCUGCUGCGGGAUCGCAGGUGGCGAGCGCCAGCUCCUCUGCCUUGAAUCGGCCGACAACGCCCGCAGCCUCGCCGUGGAAGCUGCCGUCGGCCUCGCAGACUUCACCAGCAACGGCGGCCUUCUCCCCAGAUGGCGCGACCCCCUCGAGCUGGGGCGCCAGGGCGUCUCAGCUGUCCGACGCGAUGUCGACGCCGCAGAGGCGACCGAGUGCUGCGCCGCUGCAAUCUCCCGGCCUAGGUCGAGGCGUGGUGCCGUCCUCGGAAGGCGGCUCGGCAAGGAGCUCGGCGGGCCCGCCAUCCACCCCGCUCGGCCCGACGUUUACGCCGACGAGGAUGCAGAGCAGCUCAGCACCACGGCGCACAUCCAACACGGAGGCAGCGUGGUCCUCACCAGCGAUUGCGCCAUCUUCGUCCUCCUUCCUCAGCAGCCCGCCACCAUCGUCGCCCUCGGUGAGGGCCGACGUCUCGGCGACCGACCUGCAGCAGGCGCGGCGGUCCAGCAGUACCGCAUCUCGGCCACAGCGGGCGUCGAAUCUGCAAAAGUCCCUCGACGCCGGGUCAACCACGGGUCCGGAAGGCGCUACCUCCAGCGUCACCUCCGUCCUCUCGCCCUCCGGUUCGGGCCGAGGAUCCGGAUCCGCGGGAUCACUUACCUUUGCGCAGAUCCAGGAGCAGCAGCGGCUGGCCGAGCGUCAGCAGACCGAGCAGAUGGCGGCGCUGUCGAAGCGCAGCUUCAUCGACAUCAUUGCCGAGGAAAAGGAGGAAGAGGAGCGGCGAAGGGUCGAGCUCAAGCAGCAGGAGGAGUUUGAAAAGUGGUUCGAGGAGGAGUCGAGGCGGAUACGAAGAGAAGGUGGCGGCGGUGGCGCAGGGCGAGCGGGUGGAAAAAAGGGCAAGGGCGGCGGUGGCGGUGGUGGUGGCGGUAAUGUCAAGGGAGGGCCGAAGGGCAGUGGCGGCAAUAGCGGUACCGCUGGCGGCGAUGGAGACCGGAAAGCGCAGAACGGCGCGUCGGGCAAGCGGAAAGCGCAGCAGGCCAAGCAAAGCAGCGCCGUCGGGGGCGAAACGGCCACCCCGUCCUCGGACGGUCCGCCGUCUGCGGGCGGAGGAGGCAAGCCAAAGGCACCACCAGGUGGUGGCGGCGGUGGCGGUGGGAAGAAGAAGCAGGCCACGCCAUCGACGACCGAAGGCGGGUCGGGUAGCCUCAAGACCGGCGGCGGUCGUGCCGGUGGCCCAGGCCGAGGCAACGGUACGGCCAGCGGGGGCGGCGGUGUUCCCAACGGCAGCGGUAGCGGUAGCGGCAAGGCCAACACCAGCGCCAACACCCCCGCCUCUGCUGCCGCCACCGCACCAGCGUCGUCGUCAGCAACACCGCCUGGAACGGCUUUGAACGCCGCACCGUCGUCGGGUACGGGUCUGUCGAUCCGCGCGCCGGCGUUUGUGCCGUCUCGCCCUUCGCAGUCGUAG
This is a messenger RNA of Pseudozyma flocculosa PF-1, 5523 nucleotides long. RefSeq lists its product as uncharacterized. The record is from RefSeq and is a predicted model, not a curated record. Bases 1 to 5523 code for a protein of 1840 amino acids. The transcript has a single exon. NCBI's taxonomy places the organism in Eukaryota, Fungi, Basidiomycota, Ustilaginomycetes, Ustilaginales, Ustilaginaceae. Gene Ontology annotation, molecular function: protein binding.